AUGUUUGCUGUCAAGGACCUCAUCGUCACCGCGCUCACCUGGCUCUUCUACAUCCUCUGCAUGCACCCGCACGUCGAGUGUAGGAUCCUCGACAAGCUCAAGUCUCUACGUCCCACCGCCACCGUCGCCUGCACGCUCCAGCUCACGUCCUACCUCCACGCCGCGGUUCUUGACACGCUGCGGCUGUUCCCGCCGAUGCCGUUCGAGGAGAAGGAGGCGGUCGGCGGCGACAUGCUGCUAGACGGCACGAAGGUGACCAAGGGCACUAGGGUUAUAUUCUGCAUCUACGCCAUGGGCAUGAUGGAGCAGAUACGGGGUAGCGACUGCCACGAGUUCCGGCCGGAGCGGUGGCUGUCCGAUGUCGGCCGGGUUCGGCACGAGCCGAGCCACAAGUUCGCCGUCUUCAACUGCGGCCCUAGGAGUUGCCUCGGCAAGAACCUGAGGCUCAGCAACAUCAAGGUCGCUGCCAGCGGCGGUGGAGCGGCGCAUGCCGGUGCGAACCCGACGGAGCGAGCUAGCGGCCCCAAAGGUGCGGGUGGCUGGCCAGGUCCACACCGGCGCCAUGAGCCACGCAGCGUGAGGCGAUAG
Setaria italica (foxtail millet) is the source of this 588-nucleotide messenger RNA. RefSeq names its product alkane hydroxylase MAH1-like. Bases 1 to 588 code for a protein of 195 amino acids. Gene Ontology annotation, molecular function: heme binding; oxidoreductase activity, acting on paired donors, with incorporation or reduction of molecular oxygen; monooxygenase activity. NCBI's taxonomy places the organism in Eukaryota, Viridiplantae, Streptophyta, Magnoliopsida, Poales, Poaceae. The record is from RefSeq and is a predicted model, not a curated record. The transcript has a single exon.